This is a messenger RNA of Hemicordylus capensis (graceful crag lizard), 1130 nucleotides long. It is a transcript of the gene PNO1, whose product is annotated as partner of NOB1 homolog. Lineage: Eukaryota; Metazoa; Chordata; Lepidosauria; Squamata; Cordylidae. Gene Ontology annotation, cellular component: nucleolus. The record is from RefSeq and is a predicted model, not a curated record. The transcript is spliced from 7 exons. Bases 153 to 935 code for a protein of 260 amino acids. Gene Ontology annotation, molecular function: RNA binding.
GAGAGAGAGAGAGAAGUAUAGGGACGCGAAUUACUGAGUAGAGGAAAAACAUGAAAGAGCGGCUGGUGGAAGUGACGUCCAGCGACAAGUGGCGGCGAGGGAUCAGCUGCUAGCUAGCCCCGCCCUUUCCUGUCGGUGCGCGUGGAGCAGGAAUGGCUCAGGUGGGAAGCAGCCGCGGCGGCAGCAGCAGCGAAGACCGGCUGGCGUGGCCUCCCGCUGCGAUGGAAACGCAGGCCUCGGGUGUAGUUGGGGCUGGCGGCGAAGGCUUCACCAGUGUCCGCAAGCGGAAGAGACGAGCACGGGAGGGUCCCAUGGAGACAGAAGGGACCCCGCUGCCUAGGAAACGGCCCGAUUUUUCUCCCCUUCGUGGGGAGGCCCUCGGGGGUGGAAAAGAUGAAAUGAGAAAAAUUCCUGUACCAGCAAACAGAUAUACACCUUUGAAAGAGAACUGGAUGAAAAUUUUUACACCUAUUGUAGAACACUUGCAGCUUCAAAUUAGGUUCAACUUAAAAACAAGGAAUGUAGAGAUAAAGACUUGUAAAGAAACCAAGGAUAUAGGUGCUCUGACAAAAGCAGCUGAUUUUGUGAAAGCUUUUAUACUUGGAUUUCAAGUAGAGGAUGCACUUGCUCUCAUCAGAUUAGAUGACCUCUUCCUAGAAUCUUUUGAAGUAACAGAUGUUAAACCUUUAAAAGGAGAUCAUCUCUCUAGAGCAAUAGGAAGAAUUGCUGGGAAAGGUGGAAAAACAAAAUUCACUAUUGAAAAUGUGACAAGGACACGGAUAGUUCUUGCAGAUUCGAAGGUUCAUAUUUUAGGGUCUUUCCAAAAUAUUAAAAUGGCACGAACAGCAAUUUGCAACCUCAUCUUAGGAAGUCCUCCAUCGAAGGUUUAUGGCAAUAUUAGAGCAGUGGCCAGCAGAGCAGCUGAACGGUUUUAAGACCAAGAAUUCUAAUUUGGAAAUCGGUUUCUACACAAGACAGAGGAAGUGACUUGUAUACGGAAGCAAAGCCGCAAUAAUAAACUGAGAACUUUGUGCAGAGAAGAGCUUCUGUAGCAGUGUUCAGUCACGCACUGCCUGAUCUUUGGGCAUAUUUAAGAACCUAAAAUAAAUAGCACAUCCUGUGUUAGCUAA